Lottia gigantea (owl limpet) is the source of this 1328-nucleotide messenger RNA. RefSeq lists its product as hypothetical. Gene Ontology annotation, molecular function: protein kinase activity; ATP binding. The transcript is spliced from 13 exons. Gene Ontology annotation, biological process: protein phosphorylation. Bases 1 to 1281 code for a protein of 426 amino acids. The record is from RefSeq and is a predicted model, not a curated record. Lineage: Eukaryota; Metazoa; Mollusca; Gastropoda; Lottiidae.
AUGUCCUCGGCAUCUUUUCAAAACAGACUCGAUGAUAUCCAGAAAAGGCUAGAAAAAGAGAAUAUACUUCACGACAGCGACAGAAGGGGUAGGGAGGGUAGUACCCCUAACCAUGGACCUAGACGACCACGCAAUUUUACCACAAACCCCAGUGAUUCAGUACGAUCUAGUUCAGCACCUUCACCUAGUCGUCCUAGAGAUUUCACACUACCUACUAAUGUUUUAGAUGGUCCUAGUCGUAAACGCACAUUACAUUUAGAACCAGGAACUGGAAGAACCAGACAUGGUGAAGGUUCUAGAUCCUAUUCCAGACAUCAUGAUAGUGCUGAAAUUGAUAGAAAAUAUGAAGAGAUUAUGAAACAAUCAGGAAUAUUGACAAUAGAUGGCAAGAAAGUUCAGACUGAAAUUAAUGACCUAGAUAAUUUAGGGGAAUUAGGUCAUGGUACAUGUGGUCAAGUGAAUAAGAUGAGACAUAGACAUACUAAACACAUUAUGGCAGUCAAGCAAAUGAGAAGAUCAGGUAAUCAAGAAGAAAAUAAGAGAAUAAUAAUGGAUUUAGAUGUUGUAUUGAAAUCUCAUGAUUGUCCUUAUAUCGUACAGUGUAUAGGUACCUUUAUUACAAAUAGUGAAGUAUGGAUAUGUAUGGAAAUAAUGGCUACAUGUUAUGAUAAACUAUUGAAAAGAUCAGGUCAACCUAUUCCAGAGUGUAUAUUAGGAAAAACUGCUAUUGCUGUUGUUAAAGCAUUGAAUUAUUUAAAAGAUUCUCAUGGGGUGAUACAUAGAGACGUCAAACCUUCCAAUAUCCUACUGGAUGAAAAAGGAACAGUUAAAUUAUGUGAUUUUGGUAUUAGUGGAAGAUUAGUUGAUUCUAAAGCUAAGACUAGAAGUGCAGGGUGUGCAGCUUAUAUGGCACCUGAACGUAUUGACCCUCCUGAUCCUACUAAACCAGAUUAUGAUAUUAGAGCUGAUGUUUGGAGUCUAGGUAUAUCUCUAGUUGAAUUAGCUACUGGUGAAUUUCCAUAUCGAGAUUGUAAAACUGAUUUUGAAGUUUUAACCAAGGUUUUAGAAGAAGAACCACCAGUUUUACCACAAAAUGAAGGGUUUUCUCAAGAAUUUCAAUCUUUUGUUAAAGAAUGUUUGACAAAAGAUUACAAGAAAAGACCAAAAUAUCGUAAAUUAUUAGAACAUCCAUUUAUAAAGAAAUAUACAGAUCAACAUGUGAAUGUAGCAGCCUGGUAUGCUGAGUAUUUACAACGGUCAAGUCCAAUGAGAGUAUCGUGAUCCUGGUCUUGAUACUAUUUUUAUUAUGAAUAAAGAUCUGUGGUCUC